Molecule: messenger RNA, 6996 nt
Organism: Oncorhynchus masou masou (cherry salmon)
Lineage: Eukaryota; Metazoa; Chordata; Actinopteri; Salmoniformes; Salmonidae
Product: protocadherin alpha-C2-like
Exons: 4
Coding region: 877-3954 (1025 amino acids)
Biological process (GO): homophilic cell-cell adhesion
Cellular component (GO): plasma membrane
Molecular function (GO): calcium ion binding
Source: RefSeq, a predicted model, not a curated record
GAGUUAUCACAUUUAAUUUGUUUCGCACUAUGCCUUUGGCCUCCUGGCUUCAUAAAGCGAGAUUUGCUGUCCCUGGUUCUAAAGGUGUGCUAAUCGUCUGAAAUUAAGAUUCGCGCGAAGCGUUGAAUGCUCUCUGACGUAUGAAUGAAUGGCUGCCCAAGACACUUCUCAAUAGUGUUUCAUCUUCACGAAUUUGUGCAAUUUUCUCACCCUGGCAUUUGUAUACGUAGAGUAUUGCGAGAGAAUAAGAUGGAACAUAUGGAAAAUGUAAGUAUGCAUCAUAUUGCAGAUCGAUGAUAUAGGCUACAUAAUUAUCAUCGACAUUGAACGCCUAAAGUUGUCGUAUAUUUGUCAAUUUCAACCGCGUAGACCUAUAUUUGUUUCCAAAUAUCUAUCUAUGUUCAGUAAGCGGUAAAAUCUUACCGAAUACGGUCCAUGGGGUUGAAACCAUUUUUUGAUCUCUAAUGAUUGGGACACUGUUUUCUUUAGGUUAAACUUGUCACUGGUGUAAUGGAAUAGAUGCAAUUUGGGAAUUCACGUUUGAGGAGUGUUUCUUUGCAGUCUUGAGAGCGUCACGAUGUUAACCACUUGAGCAUAGCAUAGCAAUAUCCCGUGGGAGUCUUUAUUAUGACUUCUGUCAUUGUUAUCAGAACAUGACUGUGUGAACAUUUCUUUUUCUAUAUGUGGUUGACUUUUCUUUAGCUACUUUCCUGUGUUUUGUAUUGAUCAGAACGUUUGUCCUUUUAAAUACAUAGCUAGGCAUUUCGGGUAGUAAAUGUCCAACACGAGUAUUCUCAGUAUUCUAACGUAAGUGAAAUUCUAACAACAAGUGAAAUAUUUACUAUACGAUCUUAUUUUACAUGAGUAAUAUAGGCAAUGUAUAACAGUAACACACGGUGUCGCUAUAGACCACAGAAAUUAAUGUCGUCUCUGAUAUUUUAUGACUCCUCCUCUCUUAAUAAGAAAGAGAAUAGCGUCACCACUACCGAGAGCUUUGCGAUCAGAAAAUCUCGAACGGUGGUGAGAUGGAGAGGGCUUGGCUGUGUACAGGAUCUCUCCAAUAGGCUUUUUGGAAAUUCAUGGAUAUGUGACUUUUCUACUGAGAUAAAAAAAAUAAUACACGCAACGAUGGGUAGUCAACGACAAAGAGAAAUCGUUUGGAUUCAUUGCGUCGCGUUGCUUUGUUUAUUUGACUGGUCUGCAGCGCAGAUCUCUUACUCCAUUUCAGAGGAGGUGGACAAAGGCACGUUUGUGGGGAAUCUCGCUAAGGAUUUAAACCUUAAUGUACAGGAACUGGAGUCGAGGGGUCUAAGGAUUGUAUCGGGACACGGUAGGCCUAAGAGGUAUUUCGAGGCGAAUUUGAAAACAGGAAUUCUAUAUGUUCAUGAGAGGCUAGACAGAGAGGAGCUUUGUCCGAAUACGGUAAAGUGUUCGCUAAACAUACAGGCCAUAUUGAGCCAUCCUACGCAGCUCCACCGUAUAGAGGUGAAUAUCUUUGACAUAAAUGACAACGCACCAUCUUUUCGUGAAACCGUGAAAUUAUUAAAUAUUUCAGAAUCCUCAUAUCCCGGUGAGAGAUACCUUCUACCGGUAGCUAAUGACGCAGACACGGGCAGUAACUCGGUAAAGAGCUACAAGCUGAGCCCGAAUGAACACUUCUCCCUGGAUGUGCAGAACGGUGGAGAGCAGAGUGUGUCUGCUGAGUUAGUGCUGCAGAAAGCUUUAGACCGAGAGAAACAGCCCGCGAUCCAGCUCACACUGACCGCUGUAGAUGGUGGAAAUCCUCCAAGAUCCGGAACAUUAAAGAUUAUUGUUAACGUAAUGGAUGUAAAUGACAAUACGCCAGUAUUUAGCCAAUCCCUUUACAAGGCACGUGUUUCUGAAAACGUUGCCUUUGCGUCAUCUAUAUUAACAAUCACCGCCACUGAUUUAGAUGAGGGGGUAAAUGGUGAUCUUGUUUAUUCUUUCAUUGAACGGGGACAUUUUAACCCUGCCGAUACAUUUUCCAUAAAUUCAGACACAGGUGAAAUUAAAGUUAAGGGGAAGUUAGAUUUUGAGGAAAAAGCUGCAUACGAAAUUCGUGUGCAGGUGUCAGAUCGUGGACACUCUCCUCGCAGUGCCCAUGGUAAAGUGUUAGUGGAAGUUAUUGAUGUCAAUGACAAUACACCUGAAAUAUCAGUGACGUCACUUAUGAGCCCAGUGAGAGAGGAUGCUGAGUUAAUGUCUGUGGUCGCCUUGGUCACAGUAAAUGAUAAAGAUGGAGGUCAAAAUGGCCUCACCAACUGUAAACUUGUAGGCUCUGUCCCUUUCAAACUAAAGUCGAACUACAAAAACGAUUAUUCUUUAGUGGUAGACGGGCCUCUUGAUAGGGAGAGCACUGCUCAGUACAAUGUCAUCAUCACAGCUACGGAUGAAGGGACCCCGCCUCUCUCCAGCACUAGCCUUAUUACUGUAGACGUUUCUGAUGUGAAUGACAACGCUCCUCGCUUCUCAGAACCAAUUAUUAAUGUUUAUGUGAAAGAGAACAGUCCGGUAGGUGACGUCAUUUAUACGACGUCUGCUUUUGAUCCAGAUUCAGGUGAAAAUGCAAAAGUGACGUAUUCAUUAUUAGAUAAAAGUGUUUCAAUAUCAUCAGCUGUAAAUAUAAACUCAGAUACAGGAGAUGUAGUCAGCCUGCUGUCGUUUAACUAUGAGGAGAUAAAAACUUUCCAGUUUAAAGUUCAAGCCACAGACUCUGGUGUUCCUCCUCUCAGCAGCAACGUGACUGUGAACGUUUUUAUUCUGGAUGAGAAUGACAACAGUCCUGGGAUUCUCGCGCCCUAUUCUGAUCACGGCUCCGUUAACUCUGAGAACAUUCCCUAUUCUGCUGAAGCGGGCUACUUUGUGGCCAAGAUCAGGGCUGUAGACUCCGACUCUGGCUACAAUGCGCUGCUUUCUUAUCACAUCUCUGAGCCCAAGGGAACCAACCUCUUCCGAAUCGGAACCAGCACCGGGGAACUAAGGACUAAGAGGCGAAUGGGUGACAAUGACUUGAAAACACACCCGUUGGUCGUGUUGGUUUCUGAUAACGGAGAACCCUCACUGUCAGCGACUGUGUCUAUUGAUGUAGUGGUGGUUGAAAGUACAGGUGAAAUCCAGACUGAAUCCAGAAACGUACCAAGAAAGGAGGAGAGUUUCUCUGAUUUAAACCUGUAUUUGCUGAUCGCCAUUGCCUCGGUGUCAGUGAUAUUUUUAUUGAGCCUGAUCAGUUUAAUAGCUGUAAAAUGCCACAGGACAGACGACAGUUUCAGAAGGUACAGCGCCCCAAUGAUCACCACACACCCUGACGGGAGCUGGUCUUACUCUAAUUCUACUCAGCAGUAUGACGUGUGUUUCAGUUCAGACACACUGAAGAGUGACGUUGUGGUUUUCCCCGCACCGUAUCCACCUGCAGAUGCAGAGCUGAUCAGUAUUAAUGGAAAUGACACGUUUGACAGGACUCAAACAUUACCCAACAAAGAGAAGCCCAAGGUGCCCAAUUCAGACUGGCGUUACUCUGCUUCACUUAGGGCUGGGAUGCAGAGCUCAGUGCACAUGGAGGAGUCGUCGGUGAUGCAGGGAGCGCAGGGGGUUCUGGUCCAGAACUGGCCGACCGUGUCUAGCGCCGCCGGAGAUGCUGAGGGUGGAGAGGUGUCCCCACCCAUGGGAGCCGGAGUGGACAGUAACAGCUGGCACUUCCGUUACGGCGCCGGCGGUCCCGGAGGACCCCCCCAGCACCUGAAGCCCGGCGAGGUCCCCCCCGAAGCCUUCAUCAUCCCUGGAUCGCCCGCCAUCAUCUCUAUCCGCCAGCAGGGAGGAGAGGACGACAAGAGCGACUUCAUCAGCUUCGGAAAGAAGGAGGAGGCCAAGAAGAAGAAGAAGAAGAAGAAGGAGAAGAAGGAUAAGAAGGAUAAGGGGAAGGAUGACGAUGAGUAGAGGAGGAGGAGGAGGAGGAGGAAGAGAAGGAAGGGGAGCUGUUGAAACAGAGGUACCAACCAAAGUCCACCGGGAAACAAAAAUACAAUUAUUUUAGACCACAGGUGAAAAUAUAUUCCCAAUUCUACUUCAUAAUCUCUGGCUCAGUAACACAGACAGCCAGACAAAGUCUGCUGCAGUCUGCUCUAUACCCACCCCUGCAACAAAGAUAAUAGCCCAAAUCUCUCUGGUAAAAAUCGGGCUUUACCAAGAUUAUUGUAGAUUACUGUCGCCUCAAAAAUCUCUUACUGGGGAAAUUGAUUAAUCAUCCCUUGAUGAAAAAAAAACAGAUUAAUAAAUGUUCCACCAUGCCCCCAGGUGCCUAUACACCUUGAGCCAAACGAUUCCCUCCCUACUCUUCUCAGCAAGGGGACGAGAGCCACUGUCUCCCCUCACCCUCUGCUAUUCACCCUCCCACCCACGGAUACAUUGGCACCUCUGUCUUACCCCUUCCCACCAUGUUGUAUAAUUCUUUCUCUUUGAGAGGAAAAGAAAAUCCAACGGCCAGAAGAAAACAGCUCUGUGCCUCGGAAAGAGAGCAAAAAAAAAAAAGGAAAUGACGAGAAGAAAGUAAACUGAAGACAACACAACAGAAGACGAGUUAAAUGUUGGUGAUUUAAGAGCUGGACACUCACACUUGUAAAUAGCAUGGGAGAGAGUUGCUAAAGCUGAGGCUAAAGGCUAACACGGCACUGCUGCUGCGGCUUCCUAUCGCGCUCUCUAGCUGUCAGUGUUCCCUGUGACGGCAAGGAAAACAUGGCUGUCAAGGACAAAACACGCUGACACACACUCGCUGUAGCAACCCGGACACUGAGAACACCUGAGAACUGGAGAGAGGUAAAAAAAAUAAAAAAUAAAAAAUACAGGAGCAGCCAAGAAAACAACAUUGUGUUUAAUACGGAACGCAAGCUGUACAGAACGCAAGCUUUUUCCUAAGCAGUACACAUGUGUACAGUAGAUCUACUCUCUCAGGGUUGGCACAGCAGCAUCCCCUGCAGUUACUCCUGAUGGGUUCGCUCACUACUCUCUUUUGGGACGACGAGAUCCUUCUCUCGCUCAAUGCAAACAGAUAGAACGAGGGAUGGAGAGAAAGGAGGAACACUCUUCAGAGUCUCCUGAGAACUAAAGAGAGAAGAGUCCAGUUGAGUUGGCCUGUGAUCCAGCUUGUUGAUCUGAGCUCCGUUGGAACCUUGUAGAAUAGCAGGGGCGACUCUAGCUAAAGAUGAUCUCUUCUACUCUCCCCCUGCCACUCAGCAAAAGCCUGAGGCUUUCUGCUCUGAAUGUUUGGUAGCAACCAUCACUUACCUGAUAUCCAACCUGAUCCCCCAUCCUCCACAUCCCCACCCCGCCCUUUCCACUCCCUGCCCCUACCCACACAGAUUCUCAUCCCCACCCUUACACCAACCACAGACUGCUUCUUCACAUGAUGACGAUGAUGAAUUUGUGAAACUUUUUCACUUUCUAUUUGUUCUUGGAGAAGACCCUCGAUUUCCUACUCUGUUUAGUUAGCUUUAACUGAUCUGCAGCGCUUCUGCUUGUCCCACCCCCCUUGCCCUCGGCCUUUCUCUUUUCUCUGGCCGUGGACUCCCCCUCUAGCCCCAUGUUCUUUCAAGGUGAACUGGGAAGGCUGAACAUUGUGGUGUGCUGGGAACAGCAUGGAGUAAUGUGGAAGAGGCCUGAAGAACCCAGUCGGGACCGGGGGUCCAUUAUUCUGAGUUCUAUAACGCCAGAUGUCUCCAAGUGCAAAACGGUUGAGUGCUUUUAACUUGUGAAUACUACGCUGUUCAUUCCUGUUUGUGGUCACUGGCGAGAGGGGACGAGGUGGGAUGGGGACAGGGAUGGGGUGGAUGUCUGGGACAUGGUUCUGAGAGCUAGGCUUAUCCUACAUGUUCCUGGGUACACGUAUAUCUCGAAAUUGAUUGAUUAUGAUUAGUGAAUCAAAACAGUAGGUCAUCCAUUGGCUUUUAUGUACACGAUAAAUGUAGAGUUAGACUUGCUUUUUAUAUAUGUGGCCUCUGCAUUAAUAAAUGCAGUGUAUACUGCUAAUUAUUACAUUAUUAAUGAAUAAAUAAGGGCAUAUAAGGAUUCCCACCCCACAGCUCUAUCCCAUCAAUCCCCUCUCAGGAGGUUUUGUAAUCAGCCCUGCUUCGAUUGGUUCCCCGUUCCCCUGCCUGUAUGUUGUUGCAACGCACCCCCUCCCCCUCCAGGUUUUGCGGCUCAAUAUGACGUCACUCCACUAAAGCGGCUGCUGCAUGUUCGUCUCAAAGGAAACUCAAACAAUAUAGAGAUACAAAUAUAUAUAUAUAGAAAUAGAUGGCUAUGAUUUUAUUGUUUCGUAUUAUAAUUUUACUUUAUGACUCUCACAGGAGAUAUGUGUAUGUACCGUCUCUGUCAUGCAUCUUCUACAUAUUACACCCUCCGCACUCCACAAUACAGUGGUGUUGUAUGACGUUAACUAAACCUUUUCGAUAUUUGUAAAUGCUGUUGUGUGAUGCCCUUGAUCUCAACUCUGUUCAUUUUGUUUUAUGGAAAUAAGAUUUUCGUUUUUGAGAACAAGCAACAACAACAACAAAAAAAUGUUUUGUGUCCGGCUUUGACAUGAUGAUCUAACUAACACUGUAAUAUUGUAACUGAAAUAUGUAUGAUCCUGUGAUGAGCUAUCUCUUCCCUUUCAACAGAAAAAAACGGAAAAAAUAAACACGAAAAAAGAAGACAAUUCCUAUGUAAAAAUUGUAUAUGUAGUGUAUGCUUGUGUUUAGUGAGCGUUCACGCUGUCAUUCUUUUAUCAGCGUAUGAUGGUGACCAAUGGUGGCGCUGUCCUGGCCUACUGAUCAGUACAGAUCUGUUGUGAAACCUUUUUUGUACACCUGCUCAUCUACUGUGACGGUGAAGUAGUGACAUUUAAUUUCUUUCUGUUUUUUUUUUAUUUGACCUAAAUGGAUACAGUGGUAAUGUGUUUUGUUUAUAAAUCACUAAAUAAAAAUUUUCUUUCAUAAAAUGAGA